AUGGACGAUCCAACGACUAACCAGGUUGACGGGGACGCCUUCAUGUCCCCGACCUCGCUCUCCCCCUUUGACGAUUACGCCGCCAACCCAAGGUAUAUCGAGCUUCAGGAAGAGCUGCGAGGCCUGCUCUUUGCCGGAGUCUCGAGUCUCGACCCGAGCAAGAGCGCAACGCCUGAAGAACCGGCCGCCGACGAUGACCAGGCAGCAUCGGUGCCGUCCUCAAAGAGCCUCGACUUCUCGCGGGUGUCGAUCCCCAAGAUGAGGCUCGUCAAGUAUCUCAAGAACUGGGUCAUCGAGUGCUCGCCGUACCUCGACAAGUUCGACGAGGCCCGCCACUUUGGCAUCCAGGUGCCCCUGCUGGCCCAGAGCUCGCCCGGCCUGUUCUACGCCGUGCUCGCCUUCUCGGCGCGGCAGAUGGAGAGAAAGGCCUGCCUGGAGAAGAGCUACGACAGCCUCGAGCUGUACCAGGAGAGCAUCCGGCUGCUGGCGCCCGGAUUGCAGGCCAAGGACCCCAACAUGCUCGUCACGGCGUGCAUCCUGGCCGUGCUGGAGCUCAUGUCCGGCAGCCCUCGCAACUGGCGGCGGCACAUUGAGGGCUGCGCCUCGCUCUUCGCCUUCUACGAAGUCACCGGCUUCUCGGGCGGUCUCCUGCAGGCCGUCUUCUGGUGCUACGCCCGCAUGGAGCUGUGCGGCGCCAUCAUCUCGGGCGGCGCCGAGAGCACCGUCCUCGGCCUGGACAAAUGGGUCCCCCCCGUGCCCGAGGGCCUGGGCACGUCCAAGUCGCAGGCCGAGGACUUUGUCAAGAGCAUCUUCUACCAAAAGGGCCGCGAGACGCCCGACAUGCACGCCAACUGGGCCGUCUACCUCUGCGCAAAGGCCUGCGACCUCAUGUACCGCCAGGUCAGGCUCGUCGAGCUGGGCGAGCGCGACGAGACCGACGACCGGCCCUUUGUCGACCGGUGGCGCCGCCUCUGGUCCGAGCUGCAGUUCUGGCGCGACACGCGGCCAAAGUGCCUGCUGCCCAUCAUGACCACCGAGGCCAGCGAGAGCCAAAUCUUCCCCAUCAUCCUCUUUGCCCACUGGGCCGCCAUCUCCAGCAACCAGCUCUACCACGCGGCGUGCAUCGUCAUGCUGGAGAUGAGGCCGCCCGGCGAGCCGCUGCCCAACACACUCGAGUACUCGGCCGUCUGGCAUGCCCAGCGGGUGUGCGGCAUAUCGUGGACGAACCCCCACCGCGGCAACCUGAUCAACGCGAUCCAGCCUCUCUACAUUGCAGGCAGGCUGCUGACGCAUCCGAGAGAGCACCUCGAGGUGGCUCGGCUGUUCAAGAUUAUCGACAGAACGACGGGGUGGGGUGCCAUAUGGCGGUUGAAAGACUUGGAAGCGGAAUGGGGGUACGAGUCGGGAGAGAUUCUAAGCAUGAUUUGA
Messenger RNA from Trichoderma aggressivum f. europaeum, 1428 nucleotides. Its product is annotated as transcriptional regulator family: Fungal Specific TF. The transcript has a single exon. NCBI's taxonomy places the organism in Eukaryota, Fungi, Ascomycota, Sordariomycetes, Hypocreales, Hypocreaceae. Gene Ontology annotation, molecular function: transcription cis-regulatory region binding; DNA-binding transcription factor activity. Gene Ontology annotation, biological process: positive regulation of transcription by RNA polymerase II. Gene Ontology annotation, cellular component: nucleus. The record is from RefSeq and is a predicted model, not a curated record. Bases 1 to 1428 code for a protein of 475 amino acids.